Camarhynchus parvulus is the source of this 965-nucleotide messenger RNA. Its product is annotated as carbonic anhydrase 3-like. The record is from RefSeq and is a predicted model, not a curated record. Gene Ontology annotation, cellular component: cytoplasm. Lineage: Eukaryota; Metazoa; Chordata; Aves; Passeriformes; Thraupidae. The coding region runs from base 103 to 900 and encodes 265 amino acids. Gene Ontology annotation, molecular function: carbonate dehydratase activity; zinc ion binding. The transcript has 7 exons.
GGCAUGGAUUUGGCGGGAGUCUAUAAAAAGCCGCCGUGAGGCGAGGCUACCGUCCUGGCAGAGCCGCCGGCAGAGGCUGGGGCGCGGCGCCGGCACCGCACCAUGAUCAACCCCAACUACUACCCCUGGGGCUACGACAGCGACAACGGACCAGAUCAGUGGCACAAAAAUUACCCUUUUGCAAAAGGACGUCAUCAGUCACCGAUUGAAAUCAAUAACAAAGAGGUGCAUUAUGAUAGUUCUCUACUACCAUGGUUUGCUAGUUAUGAUCCUGGGGCAGCUAAGACCAUCCUCAAUAACGGGAAAACCUGCAGAGUUGUAUUUGAUGAUUCAUUCGAUAGAUCAGUGCUGAGAGGUGGGCCACUUCCAGGAGUCUACAGGCUGCGGCAGCUGCACUUCCACUGGGGCUCGUCUGACAACCACGGCUCGGAGCAUGUCGUGAAUGGAGUGAGGUAUGCAGGAGAGCUUCAUUUGUUACACUGGAAUCCCAAAUACAGUAAUUACCUUGAUGCUAAGAGGAGAACUGAUGGGAUUGCUGUUUUGGCCAUAUUUUUGCAAGUAGGGGAAACUCCCAAACCAGAGAUGAAGAGAAUUCUUGAAGAAAUAAAUGCUAUCAAAACAAAGGGGAAAAAUGCUCCUUUUCCAAACUUUGAUCCUUCAAUUCUUUUCCCUAAAUCUCAUGACUACUGGACAUACCAUGGAUCUGUCACUACGCCACCUUGUGAAGAGUGUGUUACCUGGAUUAUUCUUAGAGAGCCCAUCAUAGUCAGUUCAGACCAGAUGGCAAAGCUCCGCAGCCUCUCCAAGAAUGCUGAGAACGAACCCGAUCACCCCUUGGUUGAUAACUGGCGCCCGACUCAGCCGCGUUAUUUCAGGAUGGUGAGCGCGUCGUUCCUCUAGGACCUGGCUCCUCUUGGGUGGCUCUGAGAGAGGCAGCCUCUAGAAAUAAGAGGUGGUUUUGUUUG